AUGUGCUCAGCAGGCGGUAUCAGAAGACCAAUCCAGAUCGAAGAAUUUAAGACGGCGAUAAGCGGCAUGUCCGACAUGGAGUUGGCACAGAUUAAAACGGAAAUCGAGAAUAGUAUCAACCAUUUGCAGAGAUCUAACGCCCGCUUGGGUAAAUACAUAUCCAAAUUAGAGGGUGCUGACGACCGUCUUGAAGAUGACGACAGCGACCACUUGGAGAACAUUGAUUCGGGAGACCUGGCACUGUACAAGGACUCCGUCAGGGAGAACGAAAUUGUGCUAAACAAUUAUAACGAGAGAGUGGAUGCACUGGAGCAAGAAACGGUAUACAGAAAGACGGGACAUGGCAAGAGCAAGCAUGAGGCAGAGACAAAGGACAACACCAAGAAGGGCCCUGACGUCGACAUGGACAAUACAAAUGUCGACGUCGUGACCCCAAACAGCAUAUUCAUUUGA
Molecule: messenger RNA, 453 nt
Organism: Saccharomyces paradoxus
Lineage: Eukaryota; Fungi; Ascomycota; Saccharomycetes; Saccharomycetales; Saccharomycetaceae
Gene: TMA17
Product: Tma17p
Exons: 1
Coding region: 1-453 (150 amino acids)
Biological process (GO): proteasome regulatory particle assembly
Molecular function (GO): protein-macromolecule adaptor activity
Source: RefSeq, a predicted model, not a curated record